AUGCGCUGGAACACAACUCGCGUGAGCCAAAUGUCGCCAAAGAAAGUUCGAAAUCGAGUGGUUACACGUGAUCACAUCGCACAAUCGUAUGCGGAUAUGGGAUACGCUACGACAGCCGAGAUCUCUCAAAGGCAACAGACAACGAUGCUGCAGAUCUUCACGCACUCGAUCAGGAGAUUUCCAGAACUUUAUAUAACUAUUCACAAUUUCUGGUAA
Molecule: messenger RNA, 216 nt
Organism: Plasmopara halstedii
Lineage: Eukaryota; Oomycota; Peronosporomycetes; Peronosporales; Peronosporaceae
Exons: 2
Coding region: 1-216 (71 amino acids)
Source: RefSeq, a predicted model, not a curated record